AACAACGUAUCAAACGAUAACACUUUUUGACCGUGUGCAUGCGCGUGCGUGUGUACUCUUUUAGUUCACCGUUUCAGUCUCGGCGUCUAGCGUACAAAUAAGAAAUUUAUUUGUCAUCGACUACGUAUCGUGUUAUUCGUAUUCCCUUCGCCUACAUUUAUAGUAAUAACAUUGUUAAGUGUUAUAGUUCUAUACAAUUUUAAAGUUCUAUAUUAAAAAAUCGUUUAUUGUCGCGCGUCAUCAGUUAUUGACCUGUAUUCCUGUAUACCGUAAGAAUAAUGUCUUUCUUUAUAAUUAUGAAAUAAUUGUAUUAUUAUCAGUAUUUCCGAGACGAGCAAUUGUCUGGCCUUUUUAUUAUCUCGUGAGCUGAUAUUUUAUUAGGUACCUAAUACUAAACUAAUAAUAAUAUUAUUAUUAUUAUUAUUGUAGAAAUCAUUUAUUAUUAUUUUUAUCCCCACCUCUCCGCCGUUCAUGGAUUAUCUAUCGCCCCGUGUCAAUCUGUUUUUUUUUCUGCAGUGAUAAUAAACAAACACGGUACUCGGUGGCAGGCGGCAGUACUGUAGUAACCACUAACCGUUUGUAAUUGGGUUAUUUCGUAUAACUGUUUUCUUUUCAUCUUAUAGGUAUACCACAUUUAGUGUUUUAUUUUUAAUUUUAAUUUUUUGGCACGACCGUGAUUCCUGUCAACGUAUCCAGAGAUCGCCAUGGCUAUGGAAGGAGAAGAACCUAUUUCAGACCAGGAAAAGGUAUGAUUUUCUUAACAUAAAAACAUGUAUAAUGUACUUCAUAUUGUAAUGUAUUCAUAUUAUUUAUAUAAUAUAAUAAUAAUAUAAGUCUUUGGUUGUUAAUGAAGAAGUUAAUUUACAUCUUUAUAUUACCAUUACACAGUAGAUCAGUUAAAGUUGAUACCCAUUUUAUUUAUUUAGUACUUACUCAACCUUUAAGAGUAGGUACAUACAUUUUUAAUGGAAAAUGUAUACAAUUCAUGGCUGUCUUGUCCGUCCUACCUACUUCUACUGUUACUAGCUGCUACUGCUAUAUUCUUUAUUUCAAAUAUUUAAUAGUAGUUUACAUAAAUGAAGCUGGAAAUUAAAUAGAUUGUUUAAUUUGGCCGUUUUCAUUGGAUCAAUCGCUUAGUUGGCUCUCUUAGAACUGGUAAUCAGCUAAAUACGACACGGUAUCAACCAACAAGGGAAAAAAUUUCAAAUGUAUUUUACUUAAAAAUUACAAAUAUUAGUAGCUAAUUACAGGCUACUGAUCCCCGAUGAAAUAACUUCCGUUGUACAUUCCAAAAAUGCUCCUGGUUUUUUUUUUUUUUUGGAGGAAGGCUAAAUAUAUUGUUUUUAAAUAGUAAUAGUAUUUAAACAAACACGUGAAGAAUAUUUAAGUGAGAAAAGAGAUACACCUAACCUAACUUAUCGUUUUUUUUUCUUAAUCUUAAUUUUCAGUGCUUUUUCUAAAUUCCUUAGAAUUAUGUAUUUGAUUAGGUUAUUGCAAUGAAUAUAGGGUUAGAAAAUUAAUGUAUUAUAAUGAGUUUAUUAAAUGUAUUAGAAUAAUUAUUAAAUUGUUUAAAAGAUUAAUUUAUGAACCAUUUAUCCGAAUGGAUUUACAAAAUUUUUUUCUUACCACAAAUAUACUUACUGACUAGAUAAGAACUUAUCAUUAUCCUAAUUUAACCAAUGAGAAAUAUAAUAAUACAUAUUGACCUAUACACUUUUGUGUUAAUGAUUUUAUAUUAAAAUAUUAAAAUGUAGGCUUUUUUAAUUAAAAUACAUUUUUUUUUUUUAUUAUGAAAAUUAUACAUUCCCAGCCAUACAAAUAUUAGCAAUGUAUUUAAUUGUUAACUUUUUAAACAUGAUGAAUUAUGUAGUUACAGUGAUGAGUAGCUACAUUGUAAGUUUAUAUUAAAAGUAUACAUAGGACGGUUUGACAGUGAUAGUCGAUAACAAUAAUAACAAAAUUAAUACUUAAUAUAAUAAAGUAGUGAUUAGUACUAAUCCACAAAAGAUGUUUUUAAUAAAUAAGAUGAUAAUAGUAAUAAUAAAAAAUUUUUAUUUGUACAAUUUGCUGGUUUGUAUGAAUUAAAUUUAAAAGUCGUGAGGACAACCACGUUUCUAUGGACGCUAUGGUGGUUGUCAAAUAAAAAAAGUAUUAACGUUAAUUUUAAUUCAAAACUUAUUUUAUUAUUUUUAAUUUUUUAAGAAAAAAAAAAAUUAAUAUAUUUUAUUAUUAUAACAAAAGAUACUUGAAAUUGUUUAUGUUAAUUUUAAAAAUAGUAUUUGAAAUGUUCUGGAGAUUUUAUUUAAAUUAUGCUAAAAUUCUACACUUUAUUUUAAUAUGGAAAGAUACUUAGGAGGUAGACAAUACUUAUAAAUACAAAUAUUUUUUUUUAGAAUAUUGUUAAAUAUUUUUUUUUUAUUUAAUAGUUAUUUUUAUCAAUCAAGUAGGUAUCACAAAUAAAAUAUUUUUAUGUUUAUAGGUUAGAAUAGUUUCUGAUUUCAUUCUUCAUUCACCACCAGGCGAAUUUAAUGAGGUGUUCAAUGGUAAAAAACUAUAGUUUAUUUUAAACUAUGAUUCAUUAUAAUAUUGUUUAUUUAUUUUUUAUAUAAGAUGUCCGAGGAUUGGUGAAUAAUGACACGUUUCUUAAAGAACGUACAUGUUGGUAAGUUAACACUAUUGUAUUAGGUAUUUACCUAAUAGGUAGGUAUCUUAAAUAAAUAUUUGAUUUGAUUUUAAUUAUGUUGUUCAUUUUAGGGCAUUUGCGUUGUACAAUAAAGAACAAACGUUACCUAUUAAGAUAGAAAACAGUGAAUAUCCAGUUCUAAUUACUAAAUUUAAUGACUUGGGAUCAAAUAGAUUUUUCGAUCCCAGAUCAAAGCAAUCUUUUAAGUUUGAUCACUUAAGAAAAGAGCCAUCUAACUAUGAGGCAAGUAUAAUAAAUUAAUUGAUUAAUUUAUUCAAAGUUUGUAUAGAGAAAUAAUUAAAAAUAAAAAAAAUAGAUCAGACUACUUAAAGUAUGGCUAAAAAUACAGGUAUUAGUAAGAUAACACUGCACCUAAAAUAUGGCCAUCACUGUUGUAGAUCUUAGAAUAAAUAAUAUUAUUACCAAUUUUUUUCAUUGUUAUUGUGUCUUGACAGUUGUCGAAUUGAUAUUAGAUGCAAUAUAGCUGACACUGACAUAAUAUGCAUAGAGAUAGUGUAAUUUGGUUAUCUUGCUAACAUUCGUGUAUUUUUCACCAUGACUUAUAGUUUGUCAUAUUUACACAUUGUACACAUCAGUGGUUUAACACUUGAUAAGGGUAGUAUUCAGAUUUGUUAUUUAGAGUAGACAAAAAUGUAUAAGAUGUUGGUUAGAAUAUAAAGUAAACAUUUAUGUAUAAAUUAGUGAUUACGUGAAAUCUUCCUAUAUUAGAUACUCUCAGUUCUAAUAAAAUCAUGUGUUCUUUAAUUAUGUAGGCGCCCAUUGUAUAAAGGGUUUAGUGUUUAAAUUAUUAGAAAUUAAGAAAAUUAGAAUUGUAUACUAAGUUUUAGUUGAAUCGUUUAACCUUUAUUCUCCAAUUGUGCUUUGUAAACAUGUUUUAAUUCUUUUGAGUGUUGAAAAAUAUCUUUCGGCUUCAGAUGAUGUCAUAGGAAUUGUUAUUAAUAUUUUUAACAAUGUAAAAACUUCGUUAAAAAUUCCAUUCAUAUCAUUUUUUGUUAUAUAUUUAAGCAUAAUUAUUACUCCAUUCAAAGUUUGAAAGUCAUUGCGAGAAUAUAAAACUUCAAGCUCAGUUUUUAACCUUUUUGUAUAGAAGAACGGGUAGCAUUUAAUUGUAGAUUCAAAAUAUUUAAGUGAAAAUAUUUUAGAAAAUUCCAAAUAUCUUUCAGCUUUAAAUAAGUUAGCAGCUGUUAAAUGUUCGGUAAAUUCUAAAGGAUCCUUAGCUUUGACAAUUAAUAUAUCACAGGCUUCAAGCACUGAACUUUUUAGAAAUAUAUUAAUAUCCUUAUCUAAUUGCAAACAUGGUUUAUUAUUAUUUAUAUUGGGCAUAUUCGAAGUUUAACGAUAAAUAUCUGUUACAUUAUUUCAAAUUUUGGUUAUUUAUUUUAUACAUUUUUCAACUGAACUAUUAAUUUGUACUGAGUGAGUAUUUAAAGCUUGAACAUUAUUAUAUAAAUAGUCUAUAUGUGGCAUUAUUUUAUGAAAAAUAGUUUGUGAGAAAAAAAAUACUGAGUGGCUUAACAAACAUUUUAUUGAUCCUGCCUAAUUAAUUAUUAAUGUUUGUUGGGAUAAUUCUAUUAAUUCGUUCAUGUACUCCAUUAUUUCAUUUUUAUACUCAUAAACAGUAUUAACAGAACAAAUAUUAAAAUUCCAUCUAGUUUGUACAUCCCAUGGUAACCAACCAUGGAACACCAACUAAUUUGUCUAAUACUGCUACUCUUUGUGGUGAAUUCGAAAAAAAAAAACCCCGGUAUUUCUGAUAAAUUUGAAAAAAGUAUCCUAACUUCUUUGUUUUGAGAACAAGAUUGAGUCAUAAUUAAGUUUAAUUGAGGUACAUAACAUUGAAUGUAAUGAAUGGGUAAAAUUCCUUUACUCUAACGUUUACGCCACUUUUCUUCUAUUCAUUACUGCCGCCCCAUCAUACGAUUGCGCUAUUAGUUUGUUUAGCGUAUUUUUUAAAAUAGGAUUUAUUUCAGAUAAUAUUGUUGAUAUUAAUGAUUUUGCAUUGUGGCCAUCAGCAUUUGAAAACCCCAGAAUCAUUUUCCCGGUUGACCUUUUAUUUCAUAGUAAAAUGCUGCUAAUUGUUAAUAUUAUAUUAUAAUUAUAUAUUGUUAAUAUAUAAUUAACUAUUAUAGAAACAAAUUGCGCAGUUUUUAUUUUAAGUAAAUCGUUUUUUAUUAUUUUAGAAGUCCUUUAACACUUUCGAAUUUUCAAAAUGACUACUUAAGUUUAUAUCCAAAUAUUUGCAUAACUCAACUACACCUAGAAAAACGCCUUUAUUAUUAGUAUUUAUUUUUCAUUGUGACCUCUUAGUGGUAAAUUAUGUUUUCUAAAGUUUAGAAAUUUGUCUAAAAUCUAAUGAAUUUUUGAUUAUGAUGUUGUAUUACAACUUUGUAACCAGAGUUCAUUUUAUCCAAAAUAUUAAUGGUAGCAAGUACCCUAAGAUUAGCUUUAUUUUUUAAAUGAAUAAAUGAAUUCCCGUUGUUUUAAAUUUUUUUUUGAUAAAUGACCCAAAUGAGUUACUCCUGUUUUAGUCUAAGAAAUGUUACCACCAAAACCUAUGCAAGGAAUACAAAAAAGGGCAAGUUUUAUGUCACAGCCACAUAAUCAUUUGUGUUUUGCAUAAUAAUCUAUAUUAAAGUGACUAGUGUAUUCACUUUUACCUUUUUUUUUGCUCUAUUGAUCAAUCCUUUUUGGGCAUUGGUCUUUCAAGUUGUUUAAUUUCAAUUUUUUGCUCAUUUGUAAAUUAACAAAAAAAGUUUGUCAUUAAAUUUAAAACUGAAUUUGUAUCCAUAAUAUUAUAGUCAUACACUCAUAUAAUAAUAAAAAUAAUACAAUUUAUUGUAUAAAUAUUUAAUUAAUUAUAUAAUACACAUUAUAAACUCACAAACAGUGAAAUAUACUUUAAAUUUUAAAUUAUUAUGUAUAGUCCGCAUGUAUGUCAGGUGAUUAUUCUGACAGCCGAAUUAUUGCUGAAUUCCCCCUCCUUUGUUUUUGUAUUUUAAUCAUAUUUUUCAUUUUAAACAUAAGUUUAUGACGGGCGAUUGUCAGCAUCGCUGACAAUUUUGCAUUUUUUUAGGCUUAAUCACAUCUUCUAAUUGGUUAUUAUUAUUCUGAUUAAUUUAUUAUUUACUGUAAACUUCUUUUCUCCGAACUUUAAAAAAUUAUUCAAAAUCAUGAUAAAAAUAAAAAGUUGAUUUUCUGAAGAAUAAACACUAUACAAUUUAUCUUAAAAUUUUUAAAACUAUAAACUAAACAUUUUUUUUUUUUAAGUUACCAAAACAAAAAAUUAAUUAGAAUAUAAAUAUUUGUAGUCCUUAUCCCUAUUAUAAUCUAUGAUUAUCUUUAUUUUCAAAUGUAUUACAAUGGGUAUACUUUCAUGGGACACUCAGUAUAAUGAUGUUUCUGUUUAAAAUAGAAUAAUAAAAUAUAUUAUUUUGUCUUUAUUGACCAUGCCAUACAAUUUUAUCAUUUUCAGAAAUAUAAAAGUAAUGGGACAUAUAAUUUGUUGGUUUUCUUCAUUUCACUGUUAAAUUGUUGUCUGUUAUCAUGUCUGUUAGAAAUAUUGUUUUCCACUUCCAUUAUUAACAGAUUGAAGUACAUUUAAAUAAUUAUCUUUUUGUUAGGACCUUAUUAUUUGUCUAUGAAGAGAGGUAUCUAUUAUAUACAGGUGCUGAUUAAUAUAAGUUCUAAUAUAUUUGGAAUUAAUAAAAUUAAACAGAUCAGUGAAAAUAAUUUUAACAAUACAAUAAUAAAAUUGGAUAAGGAACUUCUUGUGUUUAUAUGCCAUAUAGGCGAGUUUAUAAAUUUCAUAUUCUAAAAUAGUUAUCAUCAAAGUAAAUAAAUUUAAUCCAUUUCUUAUGUAAAGCCCUUUUAGUUAUUGUGCUGUCUCUAUAAUACUAGCUAGUUUUAAAUAUUGUGUGUAAUCUGGUGUACUAGAACUUGUAUUAUAUUCAAUUCACACCAUAAUGUAUGUAUACUAUAAAAGGUACUAAAAAUUAGCAGCAAAAAUAAGAAUGAUGAUAAGAAAACAUCUAUAUUCUGUACACCAUUAUAUUAUAUUAUAUUUUUCUAUGCUAUAUUUUUCUCAUAAAAUGCAAAAAACUGAAAAAAAAAAACUGGAAUAUUUACAUAAUUUAUUACUGAAAUAUUACUAUUUUUUUUUCUGUGCACAUUUUUAUGCACAAUAAUUUUGCUCUAACUUUUAAUGAUAUUAAAUUUCUAAAAGGAAAUUUCAAUAAGAAUGUACUUUACAGAGGUUAUUUUUUAAUUUUCUCUGAAAUGUUCUUAGCAAAUGUAAAAACGGGAUAAAACAUGGGAAAACUGGUAAAACGUAAAGAAAAACUGAAAAAAUCAGUACAUUAUUAAUAAAUUAAUAUUAUUAAAGAAAAUGUAUAGUCCAUUUAAUUAUUUUACUAUAAAAUAUUGUUGACUAAGCAUCACUAUCAACUGAACUUCGCUCAGAAUCGCUUUUUCGUAAGCAAUGGCUUACAGGUAUACAUUAAAUUUCCUUUUUACUAAUUUACCAAUUUCUCGCUUAUAACUAAAAACUGGAUUCCUAUGUUCUUAAAGUCCACAAACAAUCAUUAAAACAUAGAAAUAACGGAUCUCGACCAGGGGAGGAAUGGUUUUGUGGUGGCUGUCACAGGAGUGACAUUGUGGUUAUGGGUCAUAUGCUGACUUCAGGAAAGCUCAGGGUUGUAGACUGGGGUAUUUCCCCCUGGUGCCUACUUGGUCUCUACUUUACACUGAAGGUUGUCUGUGAAUAAAAACAGAAAGCAGCGAGAGUCAAACUAAUAGCAAAGAAUGGAAAGCGCUUUGCUCUGAUCCAAACAGUAAGUGGGGCUUAGUCAUUUCAAAGUUUCGCGAUAUAUAUGAUUCUUAGAAGACACAUGAGCUCGCCAGCAUGGUUUUAUUUAUUUUUAACUAUUCUACAUUUCAUUCAUUAUCCUGUUAUUCCUGCAUUUAUUUUUUCAGUUUCUCACAUUUGUUGAGAAAAUUCCUUGGAAAAUCGAAAAAUGACCAAUUUUAAAAUAUCUUUUCAGUCAGAUUUCCUUUUAGAAAAAGUGUUAUUGUAAAUCGGAGUGAAAUUACUUGGAGAAAAGUUGUUUACAGUUAAAAAAGAAAAACUUCUUUGUAAAACCAUAAGCUUUUUUGCUCUACUCAGAAUCUAAAAUAAACAACUGAUAUUGGGGAUGAGUGCAGCCACUGUUGUAGGUGUGGAGUGGGAAGGGUGGAAUCAUAAAGUUAUUUAAUUUAUACCUGCAACCAAUCUCCUAUUUAAUUUUUAAACAUUUUUGAUUAGUUUAACAAUUUAUCCAGAGUACCUACCUAUAAAAGAUAUGUAAAAAACUGGAAAGUUUUACCAUGUUCAGAAAAAGUAGAUAUAAGUUUUCUGCUUACAUUUUAAGUUUUUAUGAAUACAUUAAAUUAAAUUACAUUAAAAAAACCUAAAUUUAAGAUAAUAAAAGAAUUAUUGUCAUACAUUUUCCUGUACUUUCUACAUUUUUUUUUUCGGUUUUGCUCAAUUAUUAAAAAAAAAUUCAAAAAAUGAACUCCUUAAAGUAUUUUUCCCAUCAGUCUUUAAGAAGUUCUAUCAUUGUAAAUCGAAACAAAAUUGCUGUUAGAAAAUUUGUCCACUGAACAAAAAAAAAAAUUAUCAUCUGUAAAACUAUAACCUUUUUUGUUCCACUCAGAAUGUAAAAUUCAAAUCAUUUAAUAAAGAAUAAGACUUAAAUGUUUUACUAAAUUAUAUAAUUGAACUAUAUGCAAAGGUAGGUACAUAGAAAAACAUACUAUACUUCAAUCUAUAUCUUAAUAUAUAUUUCAUAUUAUUGCAUUUGAAUUACAUUAGAUUAUUUAUGUUAUAUAUUACUAUUAUUAACUAUUAAGAAUAUAUUUUCUCUACUAUUGAUCCUUCUUAAGAUGUAGAAAAAUUUGCAGAUGAUUUUUUACAAAGAUCUCUAAAAAUAUUAUAUAUUGUAACUUAGAAAAUUGCUUUGAAUUUUAUACAAAUAUUAACGAUGGAAUAAGUUUUGAUUGCCUUGUGGGAGGGGAAGGAGUGGUGACCUUAGAUUGUUUAAGACCUUUUACAUUUUGAGGUAGAGAUCCCAUUUUAUAUUUGGCUUUAGGGCGCCCAAGUGUCUAAUUGUGACAUUGCCGCUAGCCUUAUCAGAUACAACAUAAUUUUAAUCAAUAAAUUUAAAAAAAUAAAAAUAAAUACAUGGUAAAAAAGUGGAUCAAGGUUGAGUAAGGAUCAUUUUUGGUGGCAUUAUAAUUUGUUACGUAAUUAAUUAAGUAAAUGAAUGGUGUUUAAUUUAAUUUUGUUUAUUAUAUUGUUUGAUGUUUAUUGUUUAUAUUUGGGAUAACAUUGUAUAUUGAUAAAUUUUCUGUAUUCUGAUUGUUUUCAAAUAUUUCUAUGCUGGUAACUGGUGUGGAAAAUUGGACAUGUUCUAUUAUCAAAACUUGUAUACUAGCUAGCGUAAUUACUGUAACCAUUAUACUAUCACUAUUUUUACAGGGACCUAAAAACUAGUAUUGUAGCUAUAUUGUAGCUAGAGAUAGCACAAUAAGUAGUAUUGUGUAAAAUAGGUUCUUUGUUUUAAAAAAAAAAAAAACUGUUCUACACAAUCUGUGGUUAUUCAUAUACUAUUUUCAUUGAUUCCAUGUAACUUUUUUGUUAUUGAGUAUUAACCAAUUAUGUCCUUGAAUACCCAUUUAGUAACUUUUAUAUAGUAACUAAAAUUUUUAGCACAAAAUAUUUGAUCAUAAUUUCAAAUGCUGACCACCUUCUAUCCAGGUCUUACUAUAUAGUAACAUUAAGUACCCCAUUAUUGGGUUGAAAAAUAAAAAAAAUAAUUUCAACUUUUUUUUGUUGAAAAAUAAAUUUUAAUCAUAAUUAUAAAAAAAAUUAGAAUUAAAAAAAACUUCGGACUUAAUAGGAUAAAAGUUGUGCCUCUCUACUAUAUGAUAACCAAAAAGCUUUAAACUUGGAGAAAAAUUUUUUUUAUUAUACAGCAUAAGGCCAGGGAGGGUCAAGAAGAAAAUUUUGAAAAUAGUAAAAUAAGGACCUCCCUAAUGUAUAUAUAUAUAUCAUUUAAAUAAAACUCAACGUGACUCAACUUUUAUUUAAUUUGAAAGCUUGGUAAAAUUUAAGAGCUACCAUACUGUAGAAUUUUAAGUUGGAUCAGUUUUGUGAUUGAUACAUAACAUAGUUUAAGAAAGCAGAUGCACACAAACACAUUGACAAAAUCAAUUUACUAAAUUACUUACUAAUUUAGCAAGAGAGAAUUCCUUUUGAUUACAAAAUCAAACAACUAAGGAGUUUAGUUCAAGAUAAACUUGUGUCAUAGCUUAAUACUGAUCAAACUAUUGUUAAAUUGGAAAACUUUGUAGUGUGCCCUGACUCCUAAGUCAACUUAAUUAAUUAUUAUACAAUUUACAGAGUUGGGAACCAGAUUUAGAAUCAGAAGUUUGGCGUUCUGCAUUUGAAACAGAAUUUACAUUAUAUACAUCACUGCAUUACAAACAUGGGACUUGUAGUAUUUUUUCAAAGAGAGAAGGUAUUUUAACUAUUAUAACAGUUUGCAUUGAGGAUCAUGAAUUUCAAGCUAAAAAUUUUUGGUUAGUAAAUGAUGUAGGGAUUAUUUAUUAUAUUUUGAUGAUGGUUAUUAAUGUUUAAUAUUAUUAUUGGAUUUAAAGGAAUGGCCGUUGGAGAUCUCAAUGGAUUUUUACAGUUGGGCCAAAUAAUAUUGAUAUAUUUGGAUUUUUACGAAUUCAUAUACAUUAUUAUGAAAAUGGUAAUGUUCAACUUGUUGCUUCUAGAGAAAUAAAAGAUUCCAUUACAUUUACAGUAAGCUUUAUUUAUUUAUAUAUAUUAAUUUAAUCUAAUUUAUAUUUUUAUGGUAACAUUUGUUUUUCAGUCUGAAGAAUUAGCAAUUAAAGAUGUUUUGAAAAUAACAGAAACUGCAGAAAAUGAGUACCAGAUAGCUAUUACAGAAAAUUAUCAAGCUAUGUCAGAAACUACAUUCAAGGCACUACGUCGCCAAUUGCCAGUGACUAGAACAAAAAUUGAUUGGAACAAAAUUAUUUCUUACAGCAUAGCUAAAGAGUUUAAAACUCAAUGACCAAUCAAACUUUUAAUAGUCUUUGUUUUAUUUUUAUGAUGCAAUAGACUCAUUUGGUAAGUUAUUACACUUGCUGAAAUAUUUAAAUAUUUUGAGAAACCAGAUAUUAUCCCUUAUAAUAAUAAAGUUUUUACCUUUCAGUCCAUUUGUUUAGGUAAAUAUUGUACACAAAAAUAGUUUAAAAUUGCACUCCUCCCUCCUAUUUAUUUCUUUUUUAAUUUUCAAAUCUAUGGAAGUAAAAUUUAAAUAUUUUAAUUUAUUAAUUUUGUUUAGUUUAAAAUAGUGGUAUUAAUCCACUAAUAUUAAAAGUAUUCAAUCUUAUUUUAAUUGGUUAAACUGUUAUGAAAUUUAAUAUUAUUAAUGAUUUAACCCAAUUUAGAAUUUAAUCAAUUCUAAAAAUGUGUAUUAGUUUAAUGAAAUGUAUACAUUUUAAUCAAAGGAUUUAUGUUUAAAACUUAUACCUUAUUUACUAAAAAUAUAAAACUGGAAACCAAAAUUGUACUGAAUCACAAAUCAACAAAUUAUAGUCUGAAAGCUUAGAUUUCGUUUGAAUAGCUGAUAGUUUUUAUGUGUAACGGACAAUUUUAAAAUUUUUACUUAUUGUGUAUUUUUUAUUGUUCCUCAUUAACUAUUUAUGUUCAUAAUAAAUUCAAAAUUUUAAGUAUCAAAAAAAUCUUAACAUUGAGAUAAAUUAUUUUAGCAUAAGCUUAUUUUAAUUACUAACAUAAUUUAAAUUUUUAUUUUUUGGGAUUUAUGAUUUUGUUUUAAUUUAUGUAUUCAACCAUUUUAAAUUUAAACAAAUUAUUUAUAUUCUCAUAAUUAUUCUUGUAUUUGAAUUCUUUUAAAUUACUUUUACUGCUCAUUAAAAUAUCUAUACAAAAUAAUUACUACAUUUGUUAAUGUUGUCCUUUAAUUAUUACACAUCUCUUUCAUAAAUUUAAAAUUUUAUUAAUUAUUAUUUUAACAUCAAAUAAAAUUAAUAUUGUUAACAUUAAUAUGGUAUUAUACAUUUAUUAACCAAAAUGUAUGUUUUUACAUAGUUCCAAAUGUUGUUGACUGUUUUUCUUAAAAAAAAAACAAUGUUCAUGUUAUGAAUUGUAAUGAGUUAAAAAAUUAGAAAAUUCUUUAUUGAUAUACUUUUUUUUUUGUACAGAUCUGUAUUUAUAAUAUCAAAUAUUUUAAGUACACGAGAGAAAUUUUUGUUAACUUAUUAAAUGUAUUUAUUAUACUAAGUGGUACUUUUAUCAUGCUAUACUAUUUGUCUGUAUCAGUUUAAGUUUUUACAUUUUUGUUUUAUAAUCUGAAGUAUUUAUUAGGUAAAUUGCACUAAUAAAAAAAUGUUAUUAAUAUAAAUGGAAACCUUUUCUUCCAAUUUUUUUAUUUUAAUAGAUAGGCAAUAUUUAUACAUAUAAUGUAUUUUCUGUUAUAGUAUUAAGCAAAAUAGUAGAUAUUAUAUAAAAUAGUUUUGCUAGGGUCAAUAUUUUAAUCCUAUCUAUUUAAAUUUAUACUAUUAAUUAUUGUUUCAAUAUUGCAUGUAUGUAUCAAUAUUCUCAAUAAAAUAAUUUUUAUUAGAUUUUUUAUUAGUCAGGCUUAUUGUAUUUAAAUCAUUUAAUAAAACUUAUAUAAUUAGCUAGAAAAACAAUAUACUAUCAAUUAUUAAAACCAUAUAUUUUAUAAAAAUGAAACUCAAAAACUUUAAAGCUGACAUGGCAAAUUAGUGCAGUAAGAUAAAAGUAUAACCUUGUAAAAAAAAAAAAAAAAUUGUAAAAUAUUGUCUUAGUUACGAAAAGUAUUUUUGGGUGAAGGUUUAUAUGUCAUGAUAUGAAUUAUGAUGAAUGCCAUUUAUACAAUUGUAAAAAUUGAGAUAUUGUAGGUUUUUCAAUAAAUAUAUUUGUAAUAAAUAAAAAUGCAUCAAUUUGUGCAAUAUUUAGUUUAAAAAAAAAAAAUACAUUUUAUUCAGUAAACCUGAGAUUAGUUAAUACAAUUCAUGCUCAUAAAAACUUAAUUUUUCAGCAGUCCGUUAUGUCAAUUAUUAAAUUAUUAUUAUGAUUAUUAUGAUUAUGAUU
Cinara cedri is the source of this 12890-nucleotide messenger RNA. NCBI's taxonomy places the organism in Eukaryota, Metazoa, Arthropoda, Insecta, Hemiptera, Aphididae. The record is from the annotation of a GenBank genome assembly.